AUGCUAACCUUCAAGGCACUGGCCAACACUGUGGUACUGCUCGUCAUGGUAGGGGCCUCAACUGUUACGGUCGCAACGACGAACCCUGCCACGGCCAAUUACACGGUAUCAGCCUUCGCCGUCGGUGACUGGGGGUCAACUACUGCUAAGCUGCUGGGGCAAGAAGUCGUGGGCAUGUUGAUGGACCAACAGGCUGCGACCUCGAAGCCCAAGGCGGUGCUCGGCCACGGCGACAGCUUCUACUGGACCGGUAUUGACAGUCUCGAGAGCCGUGACGCUCGCUUUCAUGCGACAUACGAGGCCAAGUACCCCGGAGCCAACAUCAAGAACGUCACUUGGGUGAAUGUCAUGGGCAACCACGACUACGGCGGUGCGAACUACAUCUGCAACGUCGGUGAUCGGCUGACGACCGCUUCUACACCCGUGGCGGCACACGUGUCCACUCACUUUGCCGGAUCGCACGGUGGAGACACGGUGGUAAUCGACCUGGCGCUCCCUUUCGGGUGGACGGGAUCGCCGGCGUACUACGGACUGUUCGGCGGAGCGAUCUCCUUCUUGGUCUCCCGCGAGAGCCCCCACUCGCUGGACCCCAAGGAGACCGACACGGAACCGUUCUUCUCGUACGUCUGGGUGGACGAUCAUCUCCUGGUUGAAAUCGAGCGAGAACACCGCUGA
Molecule: messenger RNA, 675 nt
Organism: Phytophthora sojae
Lineage: Eukaryota; Oomycota; Peronosporomycetes; Peronosporales; Peronosporaceae
Exons: 3
Coding region: 1-675 (224 amino acids)
Molecular function (GO): ferrous iron binding; acid phosphatase activity; ferric iron binding
Source: RefSeq, a predicted model, not a curated record